Messenger RNA from Actinia tenebrosa (Australian red waratah sea anemone), 12821 nucleotides. RefSeq names its product dynein axonemal heavy chain 3. Gene Ontology annotation, biological process: microtubule-based movement. Gene Ontology annotation, molecular function: dynein light intermediate chain binding; minus-end-directed microtubule motor activity; ATP binding. The record is from RefSeq and is a predicted model, not a curated record. NCBI's taxonomy places the organism in Eukaryota, Metazoa, Cnidaria, Anthozoa, Actiniaria, Actiniidae. Gene Ontology annotation, cellular component: dynein complex.
UGAUUACAAAUCCAAAGGAUUCAUAAAUGUUUACAUGAUCCCUUUAUUAGUUUAGAGUUUUUAAAAGUCAUUAUGAUUCCUUAUCUACGCUUUAGAAGCCUGGAAAAGUCCUUUCAGACCUUCUGAGGUCUGCAUAUGCAACAGGUCGGCCAGAGGAUUUUUUUACGGAGUUUUGAAAAUUCCAACUCGGGACAUUUUGAAUUCUUCGUGUGCUUGAAACUCUAGAAUUUUGCACAGGAAAAAAUACUUAAUACACAAUGGAGAGAGUCAAGCAUGCUCGUAAUCCAAUCUUCAGUUGCUCUCAGACUCGAGGUCUCCCUGGGUUACCUCCUCUACCACCGUCUCAUGAAGAGCCAUCCGAUUUAUAUCAGAUUGUGUUACGACACAGCGAACACCCACCAAUAAUGAAAGAUCCUUCUUGGACUAAAGCCUCACCCUUCAAAGAAACAGCCUAUGCACGCACGCCAAGUGAAUCUAUAGCAAACAAUUACAGCCCUAUGGCAGCUAACCUGAAGCUGAAAAGUCUCCCUAAGAGUAUUCAGUCCCCUAGAGCUCCAUCCCGCCAACAAACUAUGCAAGGCAAAGAGCCAACAACACCAAGGAAGAAAGCAACCCAACCAAGGAGUAGAGGAGAAGCGUCAAAUGGACUUCCUAAGAUUGAACGUCCACCCAGUAGAGCCAUGACCCCCAUGGAACAGAUGGACAUUAUAAAAGGGUGUGAAACAGUUGAAGCCAUGGAUGAAGAUGAACCCAGUUCAAGAGACCUUGAGCGUUAUGAGUACUAUAUAUCUGAGGGUAUCCCUGUUGAUGCUCUGGCGCCACAAGAACCUGAGGUCAUGGAAAGAAUCUUAGAGAGAAGAAUCCCCAAGAUCUUGACCUCUGAUCAGGACCUUGAUCCUCUACUAACCAGCCUUAGAAAGGAAGUAGCUGAUGACUAUGAGAUCAGUUUGCGGUUAGCUAUUGUGAAUUACAUAUUGAAAGACCCAACAGAAAAAAACCGUCUACAUAUCAAGGCAAUCCCAAAAAUAUUUCCCCAAAGGACCAUUCGUGCUCCAGUCCCCUGGCAUGACCCAUACCGUACCAGCUGGGAUAGCAUGGCUAAAAACUUAUUUAUUACAAACCCUGUGAUGAUGGAGAUACAAAACCUGUGGUACGAUAGGUUCUGCAACGCCCGCUUCGUAGAUGGCAAAGAGCUUCUAGCGGCAGGAUUACCCGUGACUCCCAACGAGUUUGAAGCUCUAGUGAAACAGCAGUGUGCGAACACGAGGGAAUUCCUAAAGAAAACGUGGAUCCCAGCCUGUGCACAUGUUUUAUACACUGGACGAUCUCAUUGGUCAUAUUUGGUACCGACCAAUGAUGGCGACUCCACUUCUCUUGUUCAGCAGUUCUUUUCUUGUGUAGCGGCACUCAUGUCCAUUCAACUCAGAAGCAUGGUCAUUAAUUCCUUGGCUGACUUCGUAGAGUUUUUGAAUUUCUAUAAGGAUGGCAAUGACUUUGGAGAGAACUUUUCUGAUCUUAGAUACGUCAUGGUUGAGAUCAUGGUCGUGCAGCUCAGAAUUGACGGUGCUAAACUCAUCUUUGACCCGCCCUUCAGAGAAGUGAGAGACAUCAUACUAAGACUCCUAACCGAGAUCGUUAAGAGCGCCGAAGACUUGCCAAGGGUGGAAACUGAGUUAUUCCCUGAUAUGCGUGACAGCCAACUAACUUUACGUUCCGUUGCCGUGGAUGAGAUGCUAGUGCAGGACUAUAUGGACCGUGCGGUGGAAUUAUUCAAGAUUAACACCGUCGGACCCCAGAAAUACCUUAACACAUACAAGAAAUACCAAGAUUUAUUGAACAACAAGGCAGAGACAGAGGUCAUGACAUUUUUACAAGACGAACCUGUUCUUCUAGCGCUUUCGAAGAAAAUCGAUGCCUUCCAAAGCCUGUCCAAGGAAAUAGCAGCGCUCUACAUCACGGUACCCCUGAAUAUGCUGUGUCUGAACUGUGAUGAAGUCAAUCAGGAGCUAUCUGCAAGAGCUGCUAAACUAGCUGCUACUAUGACCAUUUAUGUAGUGGAUCUAAACAGGGACAAAAAUAGAGGCUUAUGUCGUCAGUACGAUGAAAUAUCUGACAAGGUCCAGGAAAUGCCAGACAACACCAAAGACCUUGUGGCUUUGACGCAAUUCCUAGAAAAUGCAAGCAGUGUCAUGGUAGUGAGUUUACAGUCCAAAGUCGAUGAGGCGGCGGAAAGACUUCUCUUUUUACUGGAUUAUGCAACAUUACCAUAUGAGGAUAUCAAGCUCAACAGCACGAUCUUCCACUGGCCUGAACACAUCCAGAAAAUCUUCGAACUCAGCAAGAGCAGAAUCGGUCAUCGUAAAGACUUGGCUCAAGAUGACCUCAGGAGAAGAAUAAAGGCUUUCGAAGAAAAGCUGAAUGGAUACAACAAGGAAGUCGAAUCAUUCAGAAAGAAAGAGAUAAUGGCGUUGGAGGAGAUGAAAAAGAAUGUUGAGAAACUCGACGAACUAGAUGAUGCUCUGAAAAAGGCAGUGGAUGAGCUGGCGGAUCUGAAUACAGAGGAAGAGCUGCUACAGUGGGAGCCAACUCAGUUCCCUAUCUUACAGACCAUGCUUGCAUACAAAGAACCUUAUGAGAAACUAUGGAAGACAGCUUUGACCUUUAACAACAAACACGAAGCAUGGCUCAAUGGGCCCUUUGUGGAGAUCAACGCAGAAGAGGUCGAGGAAGAAAUCUCAUCUAUGUUUCGUACAGUAUUCAAACUCAGUAAAACGUUUGGAGACGUCCCGGCACCAAGACGUGUGGCUGAUAGCGUCAAGAGUAAGAUUGACAAGUUCAAAGUUCACCUGCCACUUCUGCAGGUCAUCUGUAACCCUGGCCUUCGAGACAGGCAUUGGGAACAGAUGAGCGAAGUUGUAGAGUUUGACAUCAAGCCAGAACCAACUACCUCUCUUUGUAACAUGCUGGAGUACAAUCUACACAAAAACAUGAACAAACUGGAAGAAAUAAGCGGUUCAGCCAGUAAGGAAUUUGCUCUGGAGAAAGCCAUGGAGAAGAUGAAGAUAGAAUGGAAUGAUAUGAAUUUUGAGUUUGUUCCUUACAGAGACACGGGUGUAUCUAUCCUGUCAGCUGUGGAUGACAUUCAAAUGUUAUUAGAUGAUCACAUAGUCAAGGCACAAACCAUGAGUGGUUCUCCCUUUAUCAAGCCAUUUGAAGCCGAUAUCAAGGAAUGGUGUGAGAAGUUGAUCUCAAUGCAAGAUAUCAUCGAUGCCUGGUUAAAGUGUCAAGCUACAUGGCUGUAUUUAGAGCCCAUCUUCAGCUCAGAAGACAUCAUGGCGCAGAUGCCUGAAGAAGGACGCAAGUUUGGCAUCGUAGAUAGCUACUGGAAGGAUAUCAUGACCGAGUCUGUCAAAGACACACAGGUAUUAGUAGCAACUAGCCAGCAAAACAUGCUUGGACGUUUGAAUGAAUCUAAUCAGCUCCUUGAAGAAAUCCAGAAAGGAUUGAAUGCCUACUUGGAGAAAAAACAACUCUUCUUUCCUCGGUUCUUCUUCUUAUCCAAUGACGAACUGCUCGAGAUCCUGUCAGAGACCAAGGAUCCAUUACGAGUGCAGCCUCAUCUCAAGAAAUGCUUUGAAGGUAUCGCACGGUUAGAGUUCACCGAAGAUCAAGAGGUCGUAGGUAUGGUUAGUGCUGAGAAUGAGACAGUGCCCUACUCCACUAAGAUUAUCCCGGCAAAAGCUAAGGGUAUGGUUGAGAAAUGGCUGAUCCAAGUAGAAGAGGUCAUGAUCAGCAGUCUAAAAAAAGUAGCCGAAGAGGCUGUGACUGCAUAUAAUACAACACCACGUGGGAAAUGGGUGCAGGAAUGGCCUGGUCAGAUCGUGCUGGCAGUGAGUGGUAUAUAUUGGACACUUGAGAUGGCAAAAGCUAUAAUGACUAAAGGAGGACUCAAGGCAUACUUAGAAAAAUCGAACUCUCAGAUCGAUGAGAUCGUUGCUUUGGUUCGAGGCAAGCUAGACACGGGAGUCAGGGUUUCUCUUGGUGCACUUACAGUCAUCGAUGUACACGCACGUGACGUCUGUCAAAAAAUGUGCGAAGAUGGAGUGGACAACCUGAACGACUUCCAGUGGCUUUCUCAGCUUCGUUACUACUUCGAAGAGAAGCAAAUCGUCGUGCGCAUGAUUACCACUGACAUUAACUAUGGUUACGAGUAUCUAGGCAACAGUGGUAGAUUGGUUAUUACUCCCUUGACUGAUCGAUGUUACAGAACACUAAUGGGAGCUAUAAAACUGAACCUUGGAGGUGCUCCUGAAGGACCUGCAGGAACAGGCAAGACGGAAACAAGUAAAGACUUGGCUAAAGCAGUAGCAAAACAGUGUGUAGUGUUCAACUGCUCUGACGGGUUGGAUUUCAAAGCAAUGGGCAAGUUCUUCAAAGGACUUGCUCAAGCAGGAUCAUGGGCUUGCUUUGAUGAAUUUAACAGAAUUGAACUGGAGGUAUUAUCUGUGGUGGCUCAACAGAUUGCCACAAUUCAAAAGGCCAUCGCCGCCCAUAAGAAGAGAUUCUUAUUUGAAGGCACAGAACUUGUGUUGAAUCCUACGUGUACCAUGUUUAUCACCAUGAAUCCUGGUUAUGCUGGACGACAAGAGUUGCCAGAUAACCUAAAGGUAUUGUUUCGUACCGUUGCUAUGAUGGUUCCUGACUACGCGCUAAUCAGCGAGAUAUCUUUAUACUCCAUGGGAUUCCUCAAUGCAAGAAGUUUGGCUCAAAAGAUUGUGGCCACCUACCAACUAUGUUCAGAACAGCUCUCGUCUCAGUCUCACUAUGAUUACGGGAUGCGCGCGGUCAAAUCUGUACUCACGGCGGCUGGUAACCUGAAGCUGCGCUUCCCCGAGGACGAUGAAGCUGAGCUCAUGUUACGUGCUGUAUUGGAAGUCAACCUUGCUAAGUUCUUAUCUCAGGAUGUACCGUUGUUCCAGGGUAUCAUAUCUGAUCUGUUCCCCGGCACUGCUUGGCCCAACCCUGAUUAUGGUGUGUUGUUGGAAGCUCUACGAGAAAACUGUUCACGGCGCAACUUGCAGGCCACUGAUUGGUUUAUUAAGAAAAUCAUUCAGGUGUACGAGAUGAUGAUAGUUCGUCAUGGAUUCAUGAUUGUUGGUGAUCCACUGGGCGGUAAAACAAUGGCCUUCAAGGUACUUGGAGAUUCCAUGACUGAUCUCAACGAAGCAGGAUAUCCAUUCCAAAAGGUUAUUUACAAGAUCAUCAAUCCCAAAUCCCAGACAAUGGGUCAGCUAUACGGUAGCUUUGAUCCCAUAUCACACGAGUGGUCAGACGGUGUCCUGGCUAACUCCUUCCGUGACCAAGCGUCGUCAACCUCAGAUGAUCGUAAAUGGUUGAUAUUCGAUGGUCCAGUCGAUGCUGUGUGGAUUGAGAAUAUGAACACUGUACUCGAUGACAAUAAAAAGCUUUGUCUGAUGAGCGGCGAGAUCAUCCAGAUGAGUGGUAAACAAAGUCUAAUGUUUGAGCCAGCUGAUCUGGAACAAGCUUCGCCUGCUACUGUCAGCAGGUGUGGUAUGAUCUACAUGGAACCUAACCAGAUGGGCUGGAGGCCACUAAUGGAGUCCUACAUGAAUACUCUUCCAAAAGUGCUAACUAAAGAACAAAGAGAAACCAUCCGUUUAUUGUUUGACUGGCUCGUACAGCCUUGUCUAGAUUUCAUUCGUCACGAGUGUAAGUUCUUCAUCUUGUCGUCAGACAUGCAUCUUGUCUUGUCUUUUCAACGCCUGUACUCUUGUCUGAUGGACGAGAUAGAAGCCCAGGAUCAUGCUGAAGGUGCUGACCGCAUGUCUGCAUCUCAGAUCACCAACUGGCUCCAGGGUCUGUUUCUAUUCUCCAUGGUCUGGUCUAUUGGUGGGACACUUAAUGGUGAUAGCCGUAAGAAAUUUGACGCAUUCUUCAGGCUCUUGAUCAGUGGAACAGAUAAGGACAAUCAAAAACCAAAAGAUAUUAAGAUGAGCAAGCAAAACGUAUUCCCAGAUCGUGGUACGGUGUAUGACUACUACUUUGUAAAGCAAGCAAACGGUUCAUGGAACAAUUGGAUCGAGCUGACUGACAAGGGCAAAACUCCUAUACCAAAAGACGCAAAGGUGAGCGAGAUAACAGUGGAGACAGACGAUACCGCGCGUCAGAUAUUCUUCUUAUCCACCUUCAUACCCCAUGAGAUACCAUUACUAUUCGUUGGUCCUACUGGUACCGGCAAGUCUGCUAUUACCAACAGUUAUCUCGUUAAACUACCGAAAGAACAGUACUUACCAAUCAAUAUCAACUUCUCUGCUCGCACCACUGCUGGAAUGACACAGGACAUCAUCAUGGGAAAACUAGACAGGCGUCGUAAAGGAGUAUACGGACCCCCACCUGGAAAGAAAUGCGUUGUGUUCGUCGAUGACCUUAACAUGCCUGCUAAAGAAAAAUAUGGUGCACAACCACCUAUUGAACUACUAAGACAGUGGAUUGACCAUCUUCAUUGGUACGAUCUGAAGGACACCUCAAAGAUUGAACUCCUGGAUUUGUUGUUUGUAUCAGCCAUGGGGCCGCCAGGGGGAGGACGUAACGAUAUCUGUGGUCGCUUUGUACGCCACACCAACAUCAUCUGUAUCGAUUCGUUUGAUGACAACACCAUGAACAAGAUCUUCACCUUUAUUGCUGACUGGCAUUUCGCUAAGGGGUUCGAAGCCACGUUCCAACGACUGGGAAAGAUUGUGGUUCUAGCUACUAUGCAAGUGUACAAGUCAGCCGUGGAGAAGUUCCUCCCCACACCCAGUAAGUCUCACUAUGUCUUCAACCUUCGAGACUUCGCCAGGGUCAUAUUCGGCGUCCUAUUGGUUCCCUCCACUCACAUGAACGAAGGCGACAAGCUGAUUCGUCUUUGGAUCCACGAAGUUUACCGAGUGUUUUACGACAGGCUGAUCGACGACAACGACAGACAGUUGUUCUUCGAACUGAUCAAAGAAACCACUAAGCAACAAUUUAAACUCGACAUGGACCGCCUUGUUGGGCACCUUGUGCCAACGGGACAAAAACUAAAGGACGAUCAUAUUAGGAAUCUGUUUUUUGGAGAUUACAUGGUGCCUGAUAGUGCCGAUAAGAUAUACGAUGAAGUGACAGACUUCAAGCUUCUUACCACACAAAUUGAAUCAUACCUCGAUGAAUUCAACCAGAUGAGUAAGACACCGAUGUCCUUGGUCAUGUUUAAAUUUGCCAUCGAACAUAUCUCACGAGUAAGCAGGGUUUUAAAGCAGGAUAAUGGUCACGCCCUACUUGUAGGGAUUGGUGGCAGCGGCCGUCAGAGCGCUACUCGUCUAGCUACCUUCAUGGCCGAUUACGACUUGUUCCAGAUUGAAAUUUCUAAGAACUAUACUAAAAACGAAUGGCGAGAAGAUAUCAAGAAGAUGCUAAUCAAAGCUGGCGUUGAUGGCAAACCUACAGUGUUCUUGUUCAGCGAUAAUCAGAUCAAAGAAGAAUCAUUUGUGGAGGACAUCAACAUGAUACUUAACACAGGAGAUGUGCCCAAUAUAUUCGCUGCUGAUGAGAAGGCUGAUGUCAUUGAUAAAAUGCAAACUGUUGCACGAGUUGAGGGCAAGAAGAUCGACGCCACACCAUUAGCCAUGUACAAUUUCUUCAUCGAACGUGUACGAGGUAACCUCCACGUAGUCCUCGCAAUGAGUCCUAUUGGGGACGCAUUCAGAAACAGGCUACGUAUGUUCCCGUCUCUUAUCAACUGCUGUACCAUCGAUUGGUUCCAGGCUUGGCCAGAAGAUGCCCUGGAGAUGGUGGCCAAUAAGUUCUUAGAGGAAGUCGAUAUGGCCAUCGAAGUUAGGAAAGAGUGCGUCUUUAUGUGUAAAUAUUUUCAUGAAAGCGUGAGGAAAUUGUCAGAAAGCUAUUACUCGACUCUCCGCCGUCGUAACUACGUAACACCCACAUCCUACCUUGAGCUCAUCAUGACAUUCAAGACUCUACUUCACAUCAAACGAGAAGAAAUAAUGGCUUUGAAGAACCGUUACCUAACUGGUCUAGAGAAGCUAGAGUUCGCUGCUUCGCAGGUCUCGAUCAUGCAGAAAGAACUGAGUGAUCUGCAGCCACAGUUGGUGCAGACGUCUGCGGACACGGAGAAACUGAUGAUUAAGAUUGAGCAGGAUACUGUGGAAGUUGAAGCCAAGAAAGAGGUUGUUGCAGCCGAUGAAGCUGUUGCUAACGAAGCAGCAGGCGUUGCUAAGGGUAUCAAAGAUGAAUGUGAAAGUGAUCUAGCGGAGGCCUUACCUGCACUGGAAGCUGCUCUCAAGGCUUUGGAUACCCUCAAACCAAGUGAUAUCUCUAUGGUUAAAAGUAUGAAGAACCCCCCUGGGGCUGUCAAACUAGUCAUGGAAGCCGUGUGCAUCAUGAAGAACUUAAAACCCGAGCGUAAGCCCGACCCGUCGGGUUCUGGUCGGAUGGUUGAGGAUUUCUGGGGCCCUUCACAGAAAAUGCUGGGUGACCUGAAAUUCUUAGAAUCACUCAAGGUCUACGACAAGGAUAACAUAGCUCCUGCCGUCAUGAAAAAGAUCAGAGAUAAGUAUGUGACCAACCCAGAUUUCAAUCCUGAUGUUAUCAGAAGUGUAUCUUCAGCUUGUGAAGGUCUGUGUAAGUGGAUUCUGGCUAUGGAGGUCUAUGACAGAGUGGCUAAGGUUGUUGGCCCAAAGAAAGAAAAGCUGGCAGCAGCCGAGGCUGAACUGGCCAUCCAGAUGGAAAAACUAAACCUUAAGAGGGCUCAGCUUAAAGAGGUUAUGGACAAACUGCAGGCGUUGAAUGACGAGUUCGAAAGAAUGACGAACAAGAAAAAGGAGUUGGAACACAACAUUGAUUUGUGCGAGAAGAAAUUAGACCGAGCAGAAAAACUGAUCGGAGGGUUGGGCGGAGAGAAAGAAAGAUGGACAGAGACAGCUAAAAUGCUGGAAGACAAGUACCUCAAAGUCACUGGUGAUGUACUAUUAUCCUCUGGCGUGGUAGCUUAUCUUGGCCCUUUUACCGUAGACUUCAGAAACAAUUGUAUCGAGGGAUGGGUGGCACAGUGUAAUGACCGAAAGAUCCCAUGCUCCACGUCUUUCUCACUCAAUGGAACCCUCGGAGAUCCCGUCAAGAUUCGUGCGUGGAACAUCGCGGGUUUACCUGUUGACUCCUUUUCUGUUGAUAACGGGAUCGUGGUGGAUAAUGCACGUCGAUGGCCGCUCAUGAUCGAUCCUCAAGGACAAGCAAAUAAAUGGGUCAAAAACAUGGAGAAAGAUUCAAAGUUAUCUGUCAUAAAACUAUCUGAUGCCAACUACGUACGAACACUAGAGAACAGUAUUACGUUUGGCACGCCUGUCUUGCUGGAGAACGUUGGUGAAGAACUCGACCCGAUCCUUGAACCUUUGUUAUUGAAGCAGACAUUCAAACAAGGUGGUGUAGAGUACUUAAAGCUCGGUGAAAACAGUAUCGAAUACUCCAAGGAGUUCCGUUUCUACAUCACUACUCGACUACGUAACCCUCACUAUCUGCCCGAGAUUUCUGUCAAGGUGACCCUACUGAACUUCAUGAUCACUCCCCUCGGUCUGGAGGAUCAGCUACUGGGAAUCGUGGCAGCCAAGGAGAAACCAGAACUAGAGGAGAAGAAGAACGAGUUGAUCAUCGAGGGAGCCAAGAAUAAGAAACAGCUCAAAGAAAUUGAAGACAAGAUUCUUGCAGUCCUUUCAUCAUCUGAGGGCAACAUCCUAGAAGACGAAACUGCUAUCAAAAUUCUUUCAUCUUCUAAAGUACUUUCCGAAGAAAUCUCUGCAAAACAGGAAAUCGCCACAGCUACGGAGCAAGAGAUUGAUGAGACUCGUAACGGAUACAAACCAGUGGCCACCCACUCUUCCGUGCUGUUCUUCUGUAUCUCAGAUCUGGCGAACAUUGAACCUAUGUACCAGUACUCUUUGACCUGGUUUAUUAAUUUAUACUUGCAGUCUAUUAAUAACAGCAGACGGUCACCUGAACUAGAGGAACGUAUCGAAUCUCUCAACGAUCAUUUUACUCAGAGUAUCUACUCCAACGUCUGCCGUUCUCUGUUCGAAAAAGAUAAAUUACUCUUUUCGUUCCUUCUCACUAUUGGUAUUCUUAAGAGCAGAGGUAAAGUAGACGACCAAGUAUGGCGAUUCUUCUUGACUGGAGGCGUUGCCCUGGACAACCCUUACCCGAACCCAUGUCCUGAUUGGCUGGGAGACAAGAGCUGGUCUGAGAUCGUCAGGGCUUCUGACCUGCCCAACCUGAAGGAUCUUAGAGAAACCAUGGGAGAUCCAGGAUGGAAAUCAUUCUACGAUUCUUCUACACCUCAAACGGAACGAAUGCCUGACCCUUGGGAUCUUUUGUCAGGGCUWGAUCGCAUGGUCGUAUUACGAUGCCUAAGACCAGACAAAGUAGUACCAGCAGUGCAGGAUUUCAUCGUGGACAAGAUGGGCCGUUCAUACAUCGAGCCUCCAACAUUCAACCUCCAACUCAGCUACGACGACUCGCACAGUUGCGCUCCCCUAGUCUUCGUCUUGUCUCCAGGUGCGGACCCAAUGGCCGGCCUUUUGAAAUUUGCCAACGACAAAGGAUUCGGUGGAAAUAGAAUCCAGACCAUUUCCCUGGGUCAGGGCCAGGGUCCCAUUGCAGCUGGUAUGAUAGACCAGGCUAUCAAACAUGGAACGUGGGUUGUUCUACAGAACUGUCACUUGGCCACCAGUUGGAUGCCUAAACUAGAGAAGAUAUGCGAAGAGGUUAUUGUACCGGAGAAUACUCACAAGGAUUUUAGACUUUGGUUGACCAGCUAUCCUUCUCCUGAUUUCCCUGUUUCUAUUCUACAAAAUGGGGUCAAGAUGACCAACGAACCUCCCAAGGGUCUAAGGUCAAAUCUACUUCGGUCUUAUCUCAACGAUCCCAUAUCUGACAAAGAGUUCUUUACUGGAUGUAACAAGCCGGAUGCUUUCGAAAAGCUAUUGUUUGGUCUGUGUUUCUUUCACGCUCUUGUUCAAGAGAGACGUAAGUUCGGUCCUCUUGGUUGGAAUAUCCCUUACGAGUUCAACGAAUCAGAUCUUAGGAUCAGUAUGCGACAGUUACAGAUGUUCUUAAACGACUACGACGAGAUUCCCUUCGAUGCGUUGUCAUAUCUGAUUGGUCAAUGUAACUACGGUGGUCGUGUGACAGAUGACAAGGAUAGACGUCUGUUGGUUUGUCUGCUGUCCAUAUGCGUGGGUGAUAACAUCAUAAAUAUCGACAAACACAAGUUUUCAGAGAGCGGCAUCUACUACGUGCCACCCAAAGGUUCCUAUGAGGAUUAUGUGGAAUUCAUUCGUAGCCUACCACUGAUCCCUAACCCAGAAGUGUUCGGGCUGCACGAGAAUGCUGAUAUUACUAAAGAUCAGAAGGAAACCCAAGAGCUAUUCGACUCCAUCCUUCUAACCCAGCCACGCCAGACAGGAGGCGGGGGUAAAUCAUCAGCAGAGAUGAUCGAAGAACUAGCAAACGACAUCCUCUCCAAAUUCCCUCCUCCCUUUGACAUGGAGAUGGUGAUAGAAAAAUACCCUGUGGUGUAUAAUGAAUCCAUGAAUACUGUCCUUAGACAGGAACUCAUACGAUUUAAUAGACUGACUAAUGUGGUCAGGACUACCUUGAUUAACCUACGCAAAGCUGUUAAGGGAUUGGUAGUAAUGUCUGGUGAACUAGAAGAUGUGUUCAAUAACAUGUUGGUGGGUAAAGUACCAGCCGUCUGGGCUGCUAAAUCCUAUCCAUCAUUAAAACCCCUUGGUAGCUACGUCACUGACUUACUGGAGAGACUCAAGUUCUUCCAGGAUUGGAUAGAUCGAGGUCCUCCAAACGUGUUCUGGAUCUCAGGGUUCUACUUCACCCAGUCUUUUCUUACAGGUGCCCGUCAGAAUUUUGCGCGAAAGUACACCAUACCAAUUGAUCAUGUUGGGUAUGAAUUCGAGGUAACAAAAGAAGAAAAAGAGAUGAAAGAAAAACCCGAAGACGGGGUUUACGUCACAGGACUUUUCCUGGAGGGAGCUCGAUGGGACCGAGAGAAGAUGGUGGUUGGUGAAUCACUACCUAAAGUUCUUUUUGAUACACUACCUGUCUUAUGGAUCGUGCCUAAAGAAAGAUCCAAAUUCCAACCCAAAGCCAGCUACCCUAGUCCAGUGUACAAGACCAGUGCUCGACGAGGAACUCUCUCCACAACAGGACACUCGACAAACUUCGUCAUGUUUGUUGAAUUACCCUCCGACAAGCCUGUGGCACACUGGGUCAACAGGGGUGUGGCUCUCCUCUGCCAACUAGAUGAUUAACAAUCCUCCAAUUUUUCUAACCCUAAAGACAAUUUUUGUUUGGAUUUCAUCAGUAGUUUACUAACGAGAUUUUUUCUAACAAAUUAACGUAAAAUACAACUGUUGAACAGUUUCAUUUGCGCUGAAAAAUUUAGUGUGAAAUGAUGACCAUCGUUUUGUGAAUGGUCAAAAUUAUUUAUAUUAUUGAAUAUUGUUUUGUUGGUUUGGGAUUACUUCUGUAACCUAUAAAAUACUUUACACCCAACAAACCAUAUAAAUUAUGUAAAAUGCAGAUCAUACUGAUAUUUAUUCCUACUAAUAAGUUAAUGUUUGAGUAUUGUAACCCUGUGUGUAUAGCGUUAAACGCUUGCUUCAUGAAUAUCGCAUGGUUUUUUUUAUAAACUUGUAUAGUGUGAGGGCUCUUGGUCCUAAUGAAUUAAGCAACGUUAUUAAACUUGCUCUUUUUUAUUA